UCUGUAUUAUAAUACAAGACUACUUGCAAAAGUUUUAUUUUGUUUUUGUCAAUGUUUCUUUUUUUUUUGUCAAUGUUUCUAAACUAUGUACAUUGAAAGAAAAAAGGAAGCAAAAUCAACCAAGCAAAGUAUGAGAUUGAUGGACAAGGUUCUUUGACUGAUCUAUAUAUUAAUGCUUUUGUCUUUAUCCUUUUUUUUCCCACGUGGUUUAGCCUAUAAACUCCAUGAUUGAAGCAAUACUCGGAUCCAAAAGAAAAACAAAAUGGAAGACGAAACUGAGAACAAAGUGAUACUCCAUGGAACGUUCAUGAGUCCUUACAGCAAAAGGGUUGAGUUAGCCCUCAAGCUUAAAUCCAUACCUUACCUAUUCGUUCAAGAAGAUCUCCAUAACAAGAGCCAAACCCUUCUCCAGCACAACCCGGUUCACAAGAAGGUUCCGGUUCUCCUCCACAAAGGUAAACCGAUCUCUGAAUCCUUGUUUAUCAUAGAAUACAUCGACGAAACCUGGAGAAACGGUCCACAACUUUUGCCUCAAGACCCUUACAGAAGAUCUAAAGUCCGGUUUUGGGCUAGCUACAUCCAGUUACAUCUUUUCGAUGUGGUGAUGAAAGUGGUCAAAAGCGAAGGAGAAGAGCAAGAGAUAGCUCUCACAGAGGUGAAGGAGAAGCUGAGCAUCAUAGAGAAAGAAGGGCUCAAGGAGAUUUUCUCGGAUACUAAUGGUAAACCGACCGUGACAGACGAGACCAUGAGCCUAGUUGACAUUGUGAUGUGCACUUUGCUAAGCCCUUACAAGGCACACGAAGAAGUUUUGGGUUUGAAGAUCGUCGACCCAGAGACACUUCCUGGUGUCUAUUGUUGGCUCAAUGCUAUUAACGAAACCGAUGUGGUCAAAGAUCUAAGUCCUCCUUAUGAACAAGUCCUAGAGAUUCUUAGGACUUUCAGACAGAUGUCUCUCUCUCGUUCCUAGGUUCUGCAUCGUUUGUGUUGUUUGAUGUAAGUUUCGUUUAUCUGAAAUUUGGAUUUGAAAGUAACGUCUCCUAGUCAUUGUACCUUAAUCCGUUCUUGCAACACUUUAUUGAAUGCAAAUAAUAAACCGAUCCUAUUAA
This is a messenger RNA of Brassica rapa (field mustard), 1106 nucleotides long. Its product is annotated as glutathione S-transferase U9. Gene Ontology annotation, biological process: glutathione metabolic process. NCBI's taxonomy places the organism in Eukaryota, Viridiplantae, Streptophyta, Magnoliopsida, Brassicales, Brassicaceae. Gene Ontology annotation, molecular function: glutathione transferase activity. The record is from RefSeq and is a predicted model, not a curated record. Gene Ontology annotation, cellular component: cytoplasm.